UUCCUCAGGGAUAGUGACAGCAAUUAUAAGAUGCCCCGGAACUGCUCUGCUCAAGACAUUCUCCACAUAACACUGGAGAUGCUGUUUGAAAAUGCCCCGCUAAGCGAGUCACUAGCCAGGAGCCCCUGCGAAGGCCUCUUUGCUGCCAUGGAUGUGGAGAGUGGAGCAGUACCCAAUGCAACCUUUACAAAGAUGUUUCAACUUGCCAUAAUGAACUUGAAGCUGUCUCCGGAGUUUGAUGUUGUCUACAAGCACAACCGGGAACGUUUUUCCAAGGAGCUGUCGUGCAUCGUGCAGUCUUUGCAAUUUUCCCUGAGCUUCCUCUCGAGCUUAGACCUUGUCUCUGAGCAACAUUCCUCUUGGAUGCAGCAGAAGACCAAGGCUCUGACUGCUGUUGCGGAGGGGCUGCUGUUGAGUAAUGCAUCCUGCCCUGCCCCGGUGCUGCAGGAUGUGGGUGGUGUGCUCCCAUCCCAGCUUUUGAACAUUCUCAUUCCUUUUAUGCUAAACGAAACAGGCUUGAAUUCUCUAAGUUUCUCAGGCAGCCCAGCAGACUGGGGUAACUUCUCUGCACUCUUCAGAAAGGCUCAGAAUGAACUCCUGAGGCUCCAGGUUGCCUUCAACCUCACUGAGUGGAGUUACUCCACACGCCUUUGGGAUGUGGUUGACAGUGUGCUAAACACCAAAUGGAAUCUAACAGAAGUGGCUGCCUACGUGAAGUUGUUGGAAGCAAUGACCCACAGUCCUGCCAGUAAUGCAUCAGCUCUAGAAAUCAUGGAAGCCAGUCGUUCCAUUCUCAAGAGACUGAACUCCUCUGAGCUGCUAAAUGAAUUGAAUAUAGGCUCCAGCUCAGCUUCCCUCUCCAACAAAACUGGUUUUGACAGUGUGAUGAACAUUGUUGCCCAUCACUUCCUUGCUAGAGCAGAAACCCUGUUCAACAAGACCCUACCUUGGACUCAGAGUGACCAAAUCCUGUCUCCAGCCAGUCUGAUCACACGAUUUCUGUUUUUAGAAUUUGAAAACACCAUCUUACAGAUGACAGUGAAUAGCAGCUACAAUCCUUACCUGAUGUGUUUAAUAAAUGCCAUCGAAACUGAAGACAGCAAUUUGACAGAAAGCAUCACACUGCUUUUGAAGAAAACUCAUCUGAAAAAUGACCCUUUCAUGGAAAAUAAUACUUCUGAGAAACAUUCAUCCAUACCAGAGCUCCUGAAGCUGAAAAUAUCUGGCCUCCGGGAUCUCACGAGACUUCUUUGUGACUACGAGAGUUUUAAGUCAAUACAACGUAUUUGCCAUCUCCCUAAUGUUAGCUUUGGAGAACUGUGUGAGCAGAGUCAAUCUCAUGAGCAGCUCCUCCGCACUAUUGAACUAAGCAAUCAAUUUGUGACCAAUGUACUGAAUCACAGAAGAGUCUCCCAAGAACUUCAAGAUAUUCUAAUUGGGGAUGCCACAAACAUCCAGUCACAAGUGAAGUGGUUUCAAGAAAAUGUACCAGAAAUUGCUUUCUUUCAAGAGAUUCCUCAGUAUAUGACUACUUUGGAUUCCAUGUUGAACAUCACUGAGAAUUUAAGAGAUACUAGUGAGCAAGAAAAGCUGAGAGAGAUGUUUAAAAAUGUGGACCAGCUCAAAGAGGAUCUCAGAAACACAACAGGAAUGUCCAUAGCCAGCAUUGAUGCUCUCCUGGAAGCAUCUCUUCCAGAAAACAUGACUCAGCUCGUUUCUCAGAUCCUCCAGCUAGAGUCUUGUACUGUCCAUCCCGCUGAACCACAGCUGCAAAGAGUAGCAGAGGAGUUCUGCAAUCACUCUCUUUCAGAGAGGACUCGUAAGAUGUACAUCCUGGGAGUCACUCUCUUACGACAUUUAGACAUUUACAAUUUCCUAUACAAGAUGUUUUUCCCUAAGGAACUUCAAAAACCUGUGGACAAGAUGUUAGGCCUUCUGACACAAAUGAAAUAUUUCAGACACCAGGUUGAAUCUGGCGUGCAUCCGCUGCUACAAGCUAUUCAUUCACUCAAAAAGCUCCGGCAGUCUAGAAAUGUGCCUCUGUCUAAGGCCAUAUCAAAAUCAAUCAACUUUAAGAUAACACAUGGAACAUUUAAUUCCAUGUCAAAAGUUCUCUGCAACCAGGAGAUCGCACCCCUGUUUUUUGAGUCUUUACUUCCUGAUUUUGGAGACCCUGUAAGCAACAGUUCAUCCAUUGAGGAUGUCUAUGUCCAAAAAUUGAUGAGGAAAUACGGGAUUCCUCACGAUUCCACACCAUUCUGUUUAUCCUUUUACCUGGACUUGGUCAAGACCCCAACUGGAGCUUUAAUUUGGUCUUUCUUAAAACCAAUGGUGCUUGGGAAGAUCCUUUAUACACCAGAUACUCCAGGAACUCGAGCAAUCAUGGAGAAGUCUAAUACAACGCUGAAGCAGAUGGCUGACCUAUCGCUGAAGUCCCAGGAAUGGCUGGACAAGUCUCCUGUCAUCAUGAAUUCACUGACUAAGUUAAACGAAACAGUUCCAAUUAUCAAGAACGCCCUGCAGAAUCCCUUUGUGCAGGUUUUUAUCAAGCUCAUGGUGGACUUGGAUGCAGUUGACCUGCUGGAUCAAAUAAAUGAGCUGGAUAAUAUUCGAUUGGAAUUACAGAACAACGCUGGCAUUGUCAAUCAGUUGAAUACAUUAGCUCUGCUUGCUGUAAAUGUGUCCUCCUGCGUCUCGUUUAAUCGCAUUCAAGCAGCCAGAAGCUUGGAGGAAAUGGAAACAAUGGCCAAAGAGCUCUUUUUGAAGAAUGAACUUUUUGCAAGUAUCAUUUUCAAGCUGCCUUCAAGUCAUAGCAGCCCUCAGCACGCUCUCCCUCCGGUGCUCAAUUACACCAUCCGAAUGAGCAGCAGGAUUACUCAAACCACCAACAGAAUAAGGGAGCGGAUCUGGACAGUGGGCCCGCACAAUUCAACCUCGCAGAGCCAGAUUUACAGCCGGGCCUUUAUCUAUAUCCAGGACAGUAUUGAACGAUCCAUUAUUGAAUUACAGACCGGGAAGAAGCUGGAGGAUGUAGCUGUUCAAGUCCAGGCCAUGCCUUACCCCUGCUAUAAUAAGGAUAUGUUCUUAAUCAGUGUGACCUACUCUCUUCCAUUUGCUCUGAUGGCUGCUUGGGUACUGUUUAUAGCUGAUUUUGUUAAAACACUUGUUCAAGAGAAAGAUCUGAGGCUUUAUGAGUACAUGAAAAUGAUGGGCGUUAAUGCCAGCAGCCACUUCAUCGCCUGGUUCAUAGAGUGUGCCAUCUUCCUUUUAAUCACUGUCACCUUCCUCGUCAUCGUUCUGAAAGUAGGUGACAUCCUUCCAAAAACAAACACAGCUCUCCUGUUCCUGUAUCUUAUGGACUACAGCCUCUCCAUCAUAGCCAUGAGCUACUUCAUUAGUGUUUUCUUCAACAACACCAACAUAGCAGCCUUGGUGGGCAGUCUUGUAUACAUCCUCACCUUCUUCCCCUUCAUAGUGUUGCUUGUCAUUGAGAAUCACUUGAGCUUCUCUGUGAAGAGCCUACUGAGCCUGUUGUCUCCAACAGCAUUCAGUUAUGCAAGUCAAUACAUUGCUCGAUAUGAGGCCCAGGGCAUAGGUCUGCAGUGGGACAACAUGUAUAAAUCUCCAAUGAUUGGAGACAACACUUCCUUUGGCUGGAUGUGCUGGCUUAUCCUGAUAGACUCUCUCAUUUACUUCAUUCUAGGAUGGUAUAUAAGGAAUGUUUUCCCAGGGAGAUACGGUAUGGCUGCUCCCUGGUAUUUUCCAUUGCUUCCAUCUUACUGGAUUGAAUACAAUGGUUAUAUCCCCUUCUGGAAUGAGAAACGAAGAGCCUUUCUCUUCACCAAGCUGCUAAAGCAGCACAAAUAUCUGUCCUCUGACCCUUCCUUUGGUGUUGCAGGUGCACCCCCUCCUCAUUUGGAACCAGAGCCCACUGACCUCACCUUAGGAGUCUCCCUCAAGGGUAUAACCAAGAUCUAUGGAUCCAAAGCUGCGGUGGAGAACCUCAGCCUGAACUUCUAUGAAGGGAACAUCACUUCCCUGCUGGGACACAAUGGAGCAGGGAAGACUACGACCAUAUCUAUUUUGACUGGGCUGUUCCCUACAUCAUCAGGUACUAUUGUUGUCUAUGGCAAAGACAUCAAGACUGACCAGGAGGUUAUCAGGAAGAACAUGGGUGUGUGUAUGCAGCACAACGUGCUGUUCAACUACCUCACCACAAAGGAGCACUUGCUGCUCUAUGGGUACAUCAAAGUUCCUCACUGGAGUAAAGAGGACCUCUACCAAGAAGUGAACAGGACUUUGAAGGAGACUGGACUGUAUGGCCAUCGUCAUAAGCUAACUGGUUCCCUGUCCGGGGGAAUGAAGAGGAAGUUGUCUAUAGCUAUUGCUCUCCUGGGUGGAUCAAGGGUGGUGAUACUGGAUGAACCAACCACAGGGGUGGAUCCAUGCUCUCGGAGGAGUAUUUGGGAAAUUAUCUCCAAGAAUAAAAAAGGCAGAACCAUUAUUCUCUCAACGCAUCAUUUGGAUGAAGCAGAAGUACUGAGUGACCGAAUUGCCUUCCUAGAGCAUGGGGGACUCAAAUGCUGUGGGUCGCCGUUCUAUCUCAAGGAAACAUUUGGCGAUGGGUACCACCUGACUCUCACCAAAAAGAAGAACAUGAUAGAGGAGUGUGAUACAGCAGCAGUGACUUCCCUGAUCCAGUCACACCUCCCUGAGGCCUAUCUCAAGGAGGAUAUUGGUGGAGAGCUUGUGUACGUGCUUCCACCCUUCAAGUCGGCAGUCUCUGGGGCCUACCAGGCACUUCUCAGAGCUCUUGAUACCAGUCUGAAUGAUCUUCACCUUGGUUGCUAUGGGAUUUCAAACACAACUGUGGAAGAGGUGUUUCUCAAUCUGACAAAAGAGCUAGGGAAGGACCAGCAAGCAGAUGCUGAACUGCCCCAACAUCUGCCUGGAUCCAGUGGCCAAAUGGGCAGUGAUGAAAUGUCUGUGAGCACAGAUACCUUCACGGAAAGAGACGAUCAGCUCCUGAUCAGAUCCAAAAGCCUCAAGGGUUUGCCCUUGCUGCUUAAGAAGACCUCAGCUCUGUUCAUUAAGAGAUUCCACCACACCCGCCGGGAUGUCAGAGGCUUCAUUGCUCAGGUCAUCCUCCCGGUCCUCUUUGUGACGGCUGCGAUGGGACUCGGAACGCUGAGAACUAAAGAGACGGAAUAUCCAGAACUGAUUCUUUCCCCCUCCUUGUAUGGCACAGCUGACCAGGCAGACUUUUUUGGGAAUUUUAAUGAAACCACAGAUGCUUUAGUUGCUUCAAUGCUUUCUUUCCCUGGAACAGAUAACACAUGCAUGAAUGAAAGCGACUCACGGUGUUUAACGGAGGACAUGCUUGGCCAGUGGAUUACUAACGGAGAUGAAAGAGCCAAGUAUUCUGCCUGUAACUGUACAGAUGGCAUCCAGACUUGCCCACCAACGAACUAUUCUGCCCCUCACCGAAGAACGUUCUCCACGCGGAUGCUUUAUAACCUCACAGGGCACAAUGUGGAGACCUACAUCCUGGCAACUACCAAAGACUUCCUGCAAAAACGGUAUGGUGGCUGGAGCUUUGGGUUGCCUUUGACUCCAGAUCUCCAGUUUGAUAUCAGGCCUGUGCCCCCCAACAGGAGACUGACCAAGGUAUGGUACAACCCAGAAGGCUAUCACAGCCUUCCAGCCUAUCUGAACAGCUUGAACAACUUCCUUCUUCGAGCUAACCUGCCAAAAAAUGAGACUUCCAGAUAUGGUAUUUUCUUAUCAGCUCAUCCAUAUCCUGGAGGACAGAGUCAAGAACAAGUAAUGCUGAACAGCUUGCUUGAUAUCAUCGUUUCAAUGUCUGUUCUGGUCGGCUACUCUAUCACAACAGCCAGUUUUGUGCUAUAUGUGGUAAAAGAGCAUCAAACCAAGGCCAAACAACUGCAGCAUAUUUCAGGCAUUGGAAUGACAAGUUAUUGGCUCACUAACUUUGUUUAUGACCUGGUACUCUUUAUGGUCCCUAUUGGACUCUCAGUAGGAGUUAUUUCAGCCUUUCAGAUACCAGCUUUUUGCAACAACAACAACUUACUGGCUGUAUUUCUUCUGCUGUUACUGUUUGGAUAUGCAACAUUUUCAUGGAUGUACCUGCUGGCUGGGUUCUUCAAAGAAACGGGAAUGGCGUUCAUCGUUUAUGUCUGCGUCAACUUGUUCUUUGGCAUCAAUACCAUCAUUACUCACUCGGUUGUGUUCCUGCUCUCCCAGGAAAAGGCCACAGACCAGGGCUUGCGUGACCUCGCUGAAAACUUGAGGCACGCGUUCCUCCUGUUCCCGCAAUUUUGCUUUGGCUAUGGCUUGAUUGAACUCUCACAGGAUCAGGCCCUGCUGGGCUUCUUAAAAGCCUAUGGAGUGGACUACCCCAACAAAACCUUCGAGCUGGACAAGACCACAUCCAAGCUGCUCGCCAUGUUUAUCCAGGGCACCGUGUUCUUUGCCAUCCGUCUCAUCGUUCAUGAUGGGAUGAUGCAGAAAGUCUGGAGCAACAUAUUAGAAUUCUUGUUUGACAGUGUGCAUGGCAAAGCGUCACUUUUGCCACCCGUGGCCGAAGAGGAUGAGGAUGUCCGGGGGGAGAGGCACCGAGUGGAGUCCGGCAAAGCUGAUUUUGAUGUGGUACAGCUCCAGAAUCUCACAAAGAUCUACCACCUCCCUCACAAACGCAUUAUGGCUGUUAAAAACAUCAGCCUGGGGAUUCCUGCCGGAGAGUGCUUUGGUCUGCUUGGUGUGAAUGGUGCUGGAAAGACAACCAUCUUCAAGAUGCUGACAGGUGAUAUUGGAGCUUCCAGCGGAAGGUUGCGGGUCCAGGACCAUUCUGGGUCCUUGAAUGACAUUGGUGAGGCACACUGGUCUCUCUUUGGCUACUGUCCCCAAGAAGAUGCCUUGGAUGACCUGCUGACGGUGGAAGAGCACAUGUAUUACUAUGCUAGGCUUCAUGGCAUUCCCGAGAGAGAGAUCAAAGGAAUAGUACUCCAGCUUCUCUACAGGCUGAAUCUAAUGGCCUACAAAGACAGAGUCACCUCUAUGUGCAGUUAUGGCACGAACAGAAAACUGUCAACUGCUCUGGCUCUCAUUGGAAAUCCAUCAAUUCUGCUGCUGGAUGAACCAAGCUCUGGAAUGGAUCCAAAUGCGAAGCGCCACCUCUGGAAAAUCAUCAGUGAGGAAGUGCAGAACAAAUGCUCAGUCAUACUCACAUCCCACAGCAUGGAGGAAUGUGAAGCCCUCUGUACCAGGCUGGCUAUUAUGGUGAAUGGAAGUUUUCAGUGCAUUGGCUCCCUGCAGCAUAUCAAGAGCAGGUUUGGAAGAGGAUUUACUGUGAAGAUGCACUUAAAUAGCAACACAGUUAGCACAGAGAUGCUGACACAAUUUAUGAAGUCACACUUCCCAAAUACAUGCCUGAAGGAUCGGCAUUUCAACAUGGUGGAGUAUCAUAUUCCAGUCUCUGCAGGAGGGGUAGCAAACAUAUUUGAUCUUCUGGAAAGCAACAAAGCAGCUUUCAAAAUCAGGCACUUCUCAGUGAGUCAAACAACGUUAGAGGAGGUUUUCAUCAACUUUGCUAAAGAUCAAGCAGAUCCUGACAGUGCAGAUGCUGGUCCUGAUGUGACAUCGGACUGCUGUGACAUAAGUAGCCAAGGCAGCACCAUAAGCUCCAUCUACUGAAGGGACCUCACCACAGGGUAUCAAAGGCUGGGAAUAG
Messenger RNA from Tinamus guttatus (white-throated tinamou), 7750 nucleotides. The record is from RefSeq and is a predicted model, not a curated record. NCBI's taxonomy places the organism in Eukaryota, Metazoa, Chordata, Aves, Tinamiformes, Tinamidae.